Molecule: messenger RNA, 1206 nt
Organism: Penaeus monodon (black tiger shrimp)
Lineage: Eukaryota; Metazoa; Arthropoda; Malacostraca; Decapoda; Penaeidae
Product: far upstream element-binding protein 1-like
Exons: 1
Coding region: 1-1206 (401 amino acids)
Biological process (GO): regulation of gene expression
Cellular component (GO): cytoplasm; nucleus
Molecular function (GO): mRNA binding
Source: RefSeq, a predicted model, not a curated record
AUGGCCGCGAAGGCCGAGAAGUUCGGCGUGAAGCUAGUCAGGCCUCUUCCCGGCAACCUCGUGGCGCCCUUCUUGGUGAGAGGCAAGAAGUAUUCCGCCCGCGCUUACAUCGAGCACAUGGAGCUCUUCGUUUACGGUAGUAAGACCUUGCGGAUGCCCAUCGGCAUCCCAGUGGCCGUGCAGCCCCUGCUGAAGGCCAAGCAGGCCCCCGGCAUCUGGCUCCAGAUGCCGUCCAAGGAUGAGCCUUCGGAGUCUUGCGCACUCGUCGGCAAGGACCGCACGCAGAUGCUCAAGACGUUCGAGGAAAUCCAGCGGCAACUUCGCAGCCUACAGACGGCCUUCCCCGCCAUCGCGCCCGAGCACUACGGCAUGGCCAUCGGCAAGAAAGGCGACCGGCUUAAGUACAUCCACGAGAAGUACAACGUACGCGUCACCGUUCCCAAGGAUGAGUCGCCCAUUACUAUCUCGGGCAAGUCCGAAAGUGUGCGCGACGCCAUCAAGGAGCUGGAGGAGCUCGUGCAGCAAGACGUACCCAAGCAGCACGUGUUUCUCCCGGUGAAUAUCCUUCCCGAAGACCUCGGCGUCGCCAUCGGAAAGGGUGGAAGCCAAUCCUCCAAGGUCCAGGAGGAGUUCGGGGUCAAGCUCUACACCAGAUGCAACAAACACCCUCAGAGCCCGCUGGUGGUCGCAGGGCCUCUGGAAGAAGCCCAGAAGGCCGUGGCCUACAUCGAGCAGUAUGUUGCCGAGAGGCGCUGCCAUAAUGAGGAGCGUGCCGAGAAGCAGCGCCGCCGAGAGGAGGUGAUGGGCACCUUCCCCGUCAACGUCGAGUCCCACCAGAUCGGCAGAGUCAUCGGUAAGGGCGGUUUCCGCAUCAGUUACAUCGCCUCGAGGUACAGCGUCAAGAUCCAGUUCCCUGAGCGGAACAAGAAAGACAGCGCGGUCUUGGUCACGGACCUGAAGGAGGACGCCCAGGCUGCCGCCGCCGUGCUCGAGCUCAUGGCCAACCGCAAGCUGUUGCCCGAGCACAUCCUGGUGCCGCUCCGGAUCAGUCGCGAGGACAACCUCAUCGUGCUCGGCCCCGAGGGCUGCAGGGCCGCCAGGAUCGAGCGGGAAUUCGGCGUCAGGCUUGUAAGGCCCGUCAUCAGCAUGCCUCUGAUGGUCGAGGGCGACGUCGAGGCCGUGACUAGUGCCGCGGCCUUCGUCUAG